CCAGAAAAACCAACCCGAAGACGGUUUGUCGGCAAAUCAGGUCCAGCUCAGAAUUCCGGCUCAAAUCAAAAACCAAUGAUCACACGUGCUCAUCAAAUCCCGAUUUCAAUAUCAGAAGAUCCAAUAUUAAAUUUAGCGAUAUCUGAACUAUUACCCAAAAAUUACAAUUUUGAAGUUCUUAAAACGAUUUCUCAAGUCAUUCGUCAUAAAAUUAAAGUCUUAGGAUUACAAAUGCCUGAAGGUUUACUUCAAUGGUCUUUAGUACUUUCUGAUCUGUUUCGAAAGUUUUGUCCUGAUUGUGAAGAUGUAGUGGUAAUGGGAGAUGUAACUUAUGGUGCUUGUUGUGUUGAUGAUUAUACGGCUAAAAGUUUAGGAUGUGAGAUGUUGGUACAUUAUGGUCAUUCUUGUCUAAUUCCUGUUGAUCAGACCUCAAUUAAGACUUUAUACGUCUUUGUGGAGAUUGGUAUCGAUAGAAGUCACCUUCUAGACACUGUCCGAGCCAAUUUUCCUAUACACCUUCCUCCAACCUCUUCACUUCAUGCUGAAUGCUCAACUCCAACAAGGCAAGGUCAUACUCAAAUUGAAAUCGCUCUGGAAGAGGACCCGGACGAACCAUCAACAACACUCACGAAAGUCGUUCAUUUGGCCGUUGUCGGGACAGUUCAAUUUGUAGCUGCUGUUCAAGGGUUGAAAACAGAUUUGGAACAGCUAUCACCAUCACCCCAGCUCUCAGAGCGGCUGAAAAUCACUGAAGGUCCUGACUCUCACGAGAUUCAUCGCGGAAGAUCGUCAUCCAUUCAGACUCCGAUCGAGUUCCGGGUCACAGUUCCUCAAGUAAAACCUCUUAGCCCUGGUGAGAUUCUAGGAUGCACAGCGCCCAAGCUGAACUCGGAUGUUGAUGCAAUACUGUAUGUGGGUGAUGGAAGAUUUCAUCUGGAGUCCAUCAUGAUUGCAAAUCCUACCAUUCCGGCUUAUCGAUACGACCCUUAUGAAAAACGGAUCACUGAAGAAGGAUAUGAUCAUCGACAGAUGCGUCAAAUCCGAGGAAAAUCGAUUCAAAAGGCUAUGUCGAGUUUGAAGGAACUUGAAGAUCAAGCUGGAUCCGGGAAGACUGAUGAUUCGAAAACUUGGGCCAUCGUCAUCGGUACUCUUGGACGUCAAGGUAGUCUAAGUGUCGUCAAUUCCAUUUCAACCGGUUUACGAACCAGAACUGGUAAUCACCAUCAAGUUCCAGUGCCUAUACUCAUAUCAGAACUAUCACCACAAAAAUUAAGUUUAUUCAAAGAUCACAUUGGAAUCUUUGUUCAAACUUCUUGUCCUCGUCUUAGCAUUGAUUGGGGUGAAUCGUUUGAGGUACCACUCUUGAGUCCUUACGAAGCUAAAGUAAGUUUAGGAGAAGCUAAAGGGUUUACUGGCAUGGAUGAAGAUGGAGUGGGUCUUUUAGAAAACUAUCCCAUGGACUUUUAUGCUGAUGACUCACUGGGUGAUUGGACACCAAGGCAU
Molecule: messenger RNA, 1503 nt
Organism: Melampsora larici-populina 98AG31
Lineage: Eukaryota; Fungi; Basidiomycota; Pucciniomycetes; Pucciniales; Melampsoraceae
Exons: 5
Biological process (GO): protein histidyl modification to diphthamide
Molecular function (GO): 2-(3-amino-3-carboxypropyl)histidine synthase activity
Source: RefSeq, a predicted model, not a curated record